AUGAUGCGGCGUGUUUUGAAUUACUUUUUGCACACCCAAUUUUUCGGCCUCUUAUUAUUAUUAUUUUUUCUCUUCGUUUCUGUUGGCUUCGCUUUAUUACUUCACAUCGCCACCACAAACAAACACGCACACACACAAACGCAGUUCUGCUGUCGUGUCCUUCUCUCAUUCCCCCCGUUGCAGCAGGCAGUAACAGCGGCGACAAUGGGCGCUGCCCCAAUAAUCACCGGGCGUUGUUUUUGGGGCAGACGGACGACGCCCAAUGGCCCACUGGUAUACACCGCUGUCGGCUCUCAAAAGGGGAGUGAUGACCGCCGGAGGACACCGAUCAGUUUUAUCGGAAACACGUACUAUGAGCGGCGCUUCGGGGGUUCGAGGUCAACCCAAAGUACACCACUUGGCACCUCGUUGGCACUGCCGUCACUCCGCAACGGGGACAUUCUUGUGAAGAUGGGCUCUGCCACACCGGCGUCGUUGCGUGGCCGUCGCAUUGUUGACGUGACGGGUAUACAGACAAGUUUCUUUGAUGCCUCAGAACGAAACGCCCGUGCGCGUUGUUGCAUCGACGACGUUGUACAUUCGAUGCAUAUGCACGACGGCCACGAGGUGCCGGAGUUGAACCGUGGCACUGUUGACAUUGGCAGGCUCACCGUGUUGUGUGCAUUUCCUGUUGCCGGCACGGCUUCUCUGCUCGUGCUGGAGAAUGCCUCGCAAGCUUUGUUGAAGCGGCGGUCAUUGGGGUACCGCAGCGAGGAGGAGGGCGUGCAGCUUGUGCGGGUUAUCGCAGAGAGUUGCCGUGCCGCUGCGUUGCGCAGGAUUUGUCUCCAUCCCGUCAUGCGCAACGAUUGCAUUGUUGGUGUCCGUCUUUAG
Molecule: messenger RNA, 870 nt
Organism: Trypanosoma cruzi
Lineage: Eukaryota; Euglenozoa; Kinetoplastea; Trypanosomatida; Trypanosomatidae
Exons: 1
Coding region: 1-870 (289 amino acids)
Source: RefSeq, a predicted model, not a curated record